AUGAAGUUGGUGACGUUCCUGCUGUGGGGUUUGAUUGCCAUCUUGGUGUUCCCCAUCUCGUGUUUCUGCGCCUUCCUCUGGAUUCUCUUCUCCUGCUGCUCGCCCUGCUUCUCCGAAUGCGGUGCCGUACUUGAAGCCAUGUGGAAGGGAACCACGCUGGUGCAGUACUGCUGCAUUAAGGCCAUGGGCGGUGAACCCGGAGGAGCCAACAAGGGUGGCGGCGGCGGCGGUCACUAG
Acanthamoeba castellanii str. Neff is the source of this 237-nucleotide messenger RNA. RefSeq lists its product as uncharacterized. The transcript is spliced from 2 exons. The record is from RefSeq and is a predicted model, not a curated record. Lineage: Eukaryota; Discosea; Longamoebia; Acanthamoebidae. Bases 1 to 237 code for a protein of 78 amino acids.